AGGAACUAAAUGUUGAUUUCCACUAUCGGAUGUGAAAUUCUUGAUUGAAACACUGGUUUAAAACCCAGAAGAAGAGUGAGUUAAAGCUUUAAAGUAAUAGGAGAGCGUGUUUACGGAGUGUGUUACCCGAAGAGGGCGGGGUCAGGGUCGUCGGAGCGGGGCGGGCGGUACCUACCUUCGCCCAUGCCCCCUUUUGCCCUCCGCUCGCUGCCGGGGGAAGAAGUGUGAACUUGAACGCAGCCUUCACUGCUCAGUGCGAGUCCAGGCAGAGGCCAGCCAGUCUUAUCAGUCCGUCCCCCGCCGCUCGGGUUUCGGUCAACUUAUCGGAGAAGGAGCAGCUGGUUUUGGAUUGUGUGUGUUUGGGUUUUUUUGGGGGGCUUUUUUUCAUUUCUUUUUGGGUUUGUUUUGUUGCUGUUUGGGACCCAGAAAAGAGGUGCCAAACGCGGAGCGCUCGACGCGAUGUCCAGACGCAAACUUGGAAGCAGACCGCAGCACCUGAGUGCAAUUCAAGAUGUCACUGACAUGGCGAAUGGCCCAUCAGACGACCAGCCUCCUCCUGCUCCUCCGCAGGUCCGAGCUCCAGACGAGGGUCGUGACCUCCUGACCUGUGGCCAGUGCAGCCGGGCCUUCCCCCUGGCCCACAUCCUGGCCUUCAUCCAGCACAAACAGGGCGGCUGCCGCUCCCUAAGCCAAGCCCCAAACGCCAACGCCACUCCCCCAUCACCUGCCAACCAAGCACAGCAGCGCGUCGUCAACACCGAGCUGGGGCCGGGCUUCAUCGAGCUGAGGAGAGGGGCGGCCAGGGACAGAGCCUGGGGGGAGGAGUCCGGCAUGAAGGCGGGGAACAGCAAAGCAGCACCGGAGGAGCCCUCCUAUUUCACCUGCCAGCAGUGUGAAGGCGUGUUUCCAUCUGCAUGGGCGCUCUUGCAGCAUGCUCAGCACACACACUCCUUCAGCAUCUAUCAAGAGGACGAGGAGGAUGACAUUAGGGGAGGAGGAGAAGGAGGAAGAGGAGGACUUACAGAGCACAAGCCUGCUGCAGCCACUCUGGACCCUCGCCACCUGAGCCAAGCUCUCGCCUCUGCCUUUCAGCCCUCCACCCUGCGCCUCACCCGCUCCCGUCAGACACACACCACCUCUUCUUCCAGUAACCUGCAGGCUCUGAACUUCUCAGUGCGGCUCAGGGAGCUCGCCGAGGGGAAUAACGGUGCCACCGGCAGCUCACCUGGAGGCCUGGUGCUGUCUCCAUCCUCUUCUCCACCGGCAGCUUCUCCCUUUCCUCAGACAAGCGCCCUCCAGACUGACUUCCACUGCGAGCCAUGUGACCAGAGCUUCCAGUCCCUGCGUGCCCUGUCCGCCCACCGCCGGACUCACGCCUGCGAGAGGCCCUAUCACUGUGGAGUGUGUGGGCAGGCCUUCGCCCAGAGCGGCCAGCUGGCCCGUCACAUAAGGAGCCAUCACAGAGUGGCUGGAGGUGGAGGAAGUGGAUAUGAGUCGGUGGAGAUGGUCGUGAUGGAGGAGGAUGUGGGGAGGCAGGGGAUGAGAGGGAGGUUUCAAAUGCAGUCAGCUGGAAUAAUGGGAAAGGGAACGGUGGGUGCAGAUGUGAGAGCCCAGGGCCCCUCCGAGCUAGACCUAACCCUGCCCAAACACCCCAUGGGCCUGAUGCUGCUGACCUCGCAGGUUAGACAGUCAGACAGGGAGCUGCUGAGGCUGUACCAACGCCAGAGGGAGGGAGGAGAAGGAGGGGAGGAGGAGGCAGAGGGGCAGGGGGAGCCUCAGCACACCUCACCAUGCGCCAGCCCCUCCGAAGGCUCACUGGAGAGCGGUGAGACAGGGGGCAGUGGUGAAAGCGGCAUCGCCAGUGGCAACUGCACACCCAAACGGCCAGAGCUGGGGGACAGAGUGCGAGGCGUUGGAGAGUGGGAGAAUGAAAGAGGAGAGAUCAUAGAGAGGGAGAAAGAGUGGAGCACGGCCAAAGUCAGCGAGGUUGUGCAUGAGUGGCAGAGAGAGAAUGAGCGUAGGGGUGUAGGAGGAGGUGUCAGCAGCGGAGGAAGCAACAACAGCAGUACUACCACCGGUUCAGCUGGCAAGAAGAAGAAAGACGAAGCCUGUGAGUUCUGUGGUAAACAAUUCAGAAACAGCAGCAACCUGACUGUGCACCGCCGCAGCCACACAGGUGAGCGACCCUACCGCUGUGGCCUCUGCAACUAUGCCUGCGCUCAGAGUUCAAAGUUAACACGUCACAUGAAGACCCACGGUGCCCAGGGAGCAAAGGCUUCCUUUCUGUGCCAGCUGUGCGCAGUGCCCUUCACCGUCUACGCCACUCUGGAGAAACACCUGAAGAAAGUUCACGGCCUGAGCCACGCCAGCGUAGGAGCCUACGCACAGGCCAGCGCUGCAGACACUUUGGCUGCUAUAAAAGCUGAAGAAGAAGCAGUGGUGGUGAAAAUUGAGGAGGACGAAGCCAGUUUGGAUCAGAUAGAAAUGGAGAGCAGAAUUCAGAGCGAUGUGGUGAAAAGCAUGGAGGUGGAGGAGGGGCAAAGCCAAGUGGAGUAUGUGGAGAACAUCCGGAGUCCAGCCAUAGUGGGUGAUCGCCCACCUGAGAGCAACGCAGAAGUGAGCUUAGCUUUGACUUCUGCGCCAUGAGAGCUGUUCUCAUUCACUAAUUGACAUUAAAAUAGCACUGUAUAGGAUUUAACCCCCUCAUUCAAAUUAAAAUAAACCCAUCAUUGAACUGACAGUCAAGUAAAAACUGGAAUCUAGUUUAAAGAAGACUCUAGAAAUCAGUAGGCAGUCCCUGUCCUCUCUGCCAGCACGAAGGCAGCCAUCAGCCACGUUGUUCAUGAUUGUAUGCAAAGCUGCUGGUUGAAACUAAGUGCCUACAGUUCUUUAGACCACAGAGCAAAAACAAGGCCAUGACAUUCAACAGGGAGAUUACCAGAGCUCUUGAACAGGAAGUGAACCCGCCACAGUCCACACCGACACAGGAAACUGAUCACCAUGUUGCAGUGCAGGAUGCAAAAGACGAGUGAUUUAUCUCUCUGGUGACCCACUGGACCAGUGGAGACAGAUAUUAACUGUCAGAUAAUAUAGAGAAGGGAUUAUAUUGAUUUUUUUUUUUUUUUUUUUUUUUUUUAAAAAGCAUAGCAAUAGAAUGAUGUUAAUAUAUUUUCAGCAUCAGCAGAUGGAGAGAGGUCAUAUAGUGCUACCUAGCUGUUGCUGGUUUUGAGAAGACCUUUUAAAGACUAAAGAUGUUUGAACAGACACAGGGGUGAAAUAAAUCCAAACACUGGUCUGCCUGCAGUUUCUCAGACUCCUCUUUUUAAAGGCGCUUGGUUGUCACAACAGUUGUCACUUAACAUAAUGUUUACAGGGCUCACAGGGCCUGGCAAGGUUGUGCUCUUGACUUUGUGACCAUAUGUAUGGAUUUUUUUUUUUUUUUUUUGUUCUAAUUUUAUAAAUGUGAAUAAGGAGACUUUCAAGUUUCUUCUACUGAUGUUUUUUUUUCAUGAUUAGUUUCUAUGCAUAAAAAAACUGCAAUUUUACCUACAUGUGAAACGGGUGUGUAUUAUUUUUCUCUAUUUGUACUUAUUGUGAUGGUAAUUUCUCUCUUUCACUGUUUACAUUUGUAAAGUGCCGGACUGCUUGAAGCCUGUGCAUGUUCUCCAGCCAUCUGAAACUGUUCUUUUUUUUUUCUUUUUCUUUGUUGCUUGUGUUUGAAUUAUUCCUAAUUUAUGAAUGUUGCAUGUUGGUGGUUGUGAAAAAGUCUGUUCCACUGCUGAACUAUGAGGUUGAGAGGGUGCAGGAGUAGCUAGUUGAUUGGUGGAGUUUUGUGGGAAGCGAGCACUUGGGUGAGUGAGUUUGUGUGUGUGUGUGUGUGUGUGUGUGUGUGUGUGUGUGUGUGUGUGUGUGUAUGUGAAUGUUUUUGUCUGUAAAUAUAUUGGGAAAACAUCCUCAGGUGACGCCUCUACUUGACCUCUGUCCUGUGAUCUUGUGUCCACAGCAUGACUCGGCUGGUCGUAAUUGUCGUGUCGUGCUUCUGAAGGGUCGUCAUGUGUCAACAAUGAGGAUUUAAGUUCAGAAAUACAACUCGAGCACGAGAAAAAAUCUGUUCAUUUAACAAAGAUACAGGACAAAGUUGUCAAGUAGAGUGCUGCCAUCUCUGUCGUGACUACUGUGUUACCAUAUCUGACUUCUACUUGCAUUCAUGUCAGGGAAAACAAAUGUGUGUUGUGUAAUAAAUGAUCAUGAAUGAGUGCAGUGUAACUGUUCAGGGAUAAUAUUUUGUACAUAGAUUGACAUUCUUGCUGUUGCUCUACUUAUUAUUGUUAUUAUUAUUAUUAUUAUUAUUAAUAUUAACUGCCUCCACUUUUCCUAGCAUCGUCUCCUUUACGCUGAACACUGGCUAUUGUGAAGCUAUACCGAUCCGCUGUCUUUGUAAACUCGACACCAUUUUGUAAUUGAGGAGCCUCAAUAAAGAAUUGAGGUGAAA
Messenger RNA from Dicentrarchus labrax (European seabass), 4492 nucleotides. RefSeq names its product zinc finger protein 296 (gene znf296). The transcript is spliced from 3 exons. The coding region runs from base 460 to 2646 and encodes 728 amino acids. Gene Ontology annotation, molecular function: DNA-binding transcription factor activity; RNA polymerase II cis-regulatory region sequence-specific DNA binding. The record is from RefSeq and is a predicted model, not a curated record. Lineage: Eukaryota; Metazoa; Chordata; Actinopteri; Moronidae. Gene Ontology annotation, biological process: positive regulation of transcription by RNA polymerase II. Gene Ontology annotation, cellular component: nucleus.